GCAUCCGCCGCGGCCCCGCGCCCCCGCCUCCUCCGAAGAAACCGAGCUGAAGUGCUAAGUUUGAAGAAAGUCUUUGAAACUCACGCCGCAGCCUAGCAAAGUCCUCGUGGCCCAGGAGCCCCGGCUGUUUCCUUUUCAUCCCCUUCCCUGCAAAUUGGGUUCCCCAGCGCAGGCCGCGGGUCCCCAAGGACAGGAGCGGGAGGCUUGUUUGGCUCCAACUUCUUACCCUGGAACUCCCUAGCGCGGCUCCCAGGCCUGCGUGGAGUUACCGAAAAGCUCGGAGAAGCGACAGGUCCUCUAGGGCCCUGAUCCACGCCAGUUCCUGACCCCCGAGAGCGGUGCCUCCGGUUCGGGGCAACUGGGGAAGCCAAGCUUCGACCCUCCAGCCCGGGUCAGCGCGAGCGACGCCGCCGAGGCCUAGUUCUCCGGCGCGGACAGGGUGCUGGGGCCGCGGGCUCAGCUGGUAGGGUAGGCAGAGAGCGCACGGGACCUGAUGCCCUCAAACCUCCCAAAUCUGCCAGAUCCUUUGGGGCACAGUCCCCGCCCCGACCCCACUGUCCACACCAGGACCCGGUAGAAAGAAGGACCGCUUGAGUUGGUGAAGAAAGGCCUGCGGCUCCGACGAGGCACCCCUAACCUGGGGCCGUGUCUUAGACCCGCCGAGGCCACAGUGGCCCCUUCUGCGUCUUCUGGCCGGCUGGGGGGGACCUGGGCCGAGCCCCAAGACCCAACAGAGCUUGAAGGACUGCGCGGUGGUAGCCCCGCAUUGCGCCUGGCCCCCUGGAUCCGUCGGGGCGCCUUCACCCGGCUGUUAGCAUGAUGUCUUACCUCAAACAACCCCCAUAUGGCAUGAACGGGCUGGGCCUGGCUGGGCCCGCCAUGGACCUCCUGCACCCCUCCGUGGGCUAUCCGGCCACUCCACGGAAGCAGCGGCGGGAGCGCACCACUUUCACGCGCUCGCAGCUGGACGUGCUCGAGGCGCUCUUCGCCAAGACUCGCUACCCUGACAUUUUCAUGCGCGAGGAGGUGGCGCUCAAGAUCAACCUGCCGGAGUCCAGAGUCCAGGUCUGGUUCAAGAACCGUCGUGCCAAAUGCCGCCAGCAGCAGCAGAGCGGGAGCGGGACAAAGAACCGCCCGGCCAAGAAGAAGUCGUCCCCGGUGCGUGAGAGCUCGGGCUCCGAAAGCAGCGGCCAGUUCACGCCGCCCGCUGUGUCCAGCUCCGCCUCGUCCUCGAGCUCGGCUUCCAGCGCUAACGCCUCGUGUAUGCAGCGCUCGGUAGCGGCCGGCGCGGCCUCGGCUGCAGCCUCCUAUCCCAUGUCCUACGGCCAGGGCGGCAGCUCUGGCCAGGGCUACCCCGCGCCCUCCUCCUCCUACUUCGGCGGUGUGGACUGCAGCUCCUACCUGGCGCCCAUGCACUCGCACCACCACCCGCACCAGCUCAGCCCCAUGGCACCAUCCUCCAUGGCGGGCCACCAUCACCACCAUCCCCACGCACACCACCCCUUGAGCCAGUCCUCCGGCCACCACCACCACCACCAUCACCACCACCACCAGGGCUAUGGCAGCUCAGGGCUCGCCUUCAACUCUGCCGACUGCUUGGAUUACAAGGAGCCUGGCGCCACCGCAGCUUCCUCUGCUUGGAAACUCAACUUCAACUCGCCCGACUGUCUGGACUAUAAAGACCAAGCCUCGUGGCGGUUCCAGGUAUUGUGAGCCCAGGAGUGGGAGAGGAGGAAGAGAAACGAAACUACCUACGCUCCCUGAGGCCCCCGUCCUGUUGCUGCUGCUGCACCC
Messenger RNA from Myotis davidii, 1794 nucleotides. It is a transcript of the gene OTX1, whose product is annotated as orthodenticle homeobox 1. Gene Ontology annotation, cellular component: nucleus. Gene Ontology annotation, biological process: multicellular organism development; regulation of transcription by RNA polymerase II. Bases 817 to 1713 code for a protein of 298 amino acids. NCBI's taxonomy places the organism in Eukaryota, Metazoa, Chordata, Mammalia, Chiroptera, Vespertilionidae. The record is from RefSeq and is a predicted model, not a curated record. The transcript is spliced from 4 exons. Gene Ontology annotation, molecular function: DNA-binding transcription factor activity, RNA polymerase II-specific; RNA polymerase II cis-regulatory region sequence-specific DNA binding.